Prorocentrum cordatum is the source of this 2283-nucleotide messenger RNA. The record is from the annotation of a GenBank genome assembly. NCBI's taxonomy places the organism in Eukaryota, Dinophyceae, Prorocentrales, Prorocentraceae.
AUGGCCGCCCACACGGGGCUCACGCCGGACCACGCCCUGGGCAGGCCGCAGGGAAGCGUUGGGAGAAACCCCUGCUUCGUGCCAGCCUUAGAGGUGGACCGAGCCGCCGACCAGGGCUCGAAGGGCCUCGGCGGGCCCUCGGCAGACCCUUGGCGGGCCAUUGGCGGGCCCUCGGCGAACCCUCGAUCGUCGACGCCGCCGCCGCCGCCGCCCGCGGCAACGCCGAGAGGCACCCCGCCGCGCCAGCGCACCCCGCCGCUCCAGCUCACGCCGCGUGGCACCCCGCCGCGCCCGCCGCCGGUGCCCCUGGCGCGGCAGCCUCUGUCUCCGAAGGACUCCCCGCGCCAGCUGAUCAACGGGGUCACCGCAGGCACGGAGCGGGAGGGGAAGGCGUCGAGCCGCUACGCCAGCGAGGACAACGCGGAGCCCCCGCCGCGCGUGGUCGGCAACAGCCAGCCCACCGAGCCCCCGUCCCCGCAGGAGGGCGCCGCGGCGUUCGUGAGCUUGCGCCACGAGCAGCGCGAGCCGCAGGUGGCGCACCAGCACGAGCCGCAGGCCUCGGACGCCUUCGGCGGCAGGGUCUGGGAGGGGGCCGACAAAGGCACUGACGCCCACGAGGCAGCGAUCGAGAACCAGUGUGCGCCCCUCCUGGACGACAACUCCGUGCCGUCGCUGCAGGAGACGCCAAGUCGAGGCGACGGGCGAGGCGACGGUGCGUACGCCUCGGUGCGAGCGGGCCCCACCUCCAUCAGGUCCGUCGGCUCGCACUUCAACAGGAAAACGAACGCGAGCGGCGCAACCAGGAAAGGCAGCGGCCAGUACACGAAGGCAUCGCUCUACUCGCCGAACGGCGGCGCGGGGGCCGACAGGCCGCCGUCGACCUCGUCGUCGGGGCUGCGGCUAAGCAGAACGUCCGCGGGGAUGGCGCCGCCGCCGCCCAGGAUCUCUGCAGGGGUGGACGUGGACCUGCACGCCAAGCUGAUCCAGAAGGAAAUCGAAAAGGACAAAGCCGAGAUCGCCAAGCUGACAAAGGGCAUCCCGAAGCCACCCAGGAAACACAAGAUAAGAAAGAUCCUCAUGUCGAAAGAGGACAAGACGCUGCUGAACAGGUUCGUCGACAAUCCAAAGUUCGACUUCCUGUGCGCCGGAAUGAUCCUCGCCAACUCGGCGUUGAUCGGAGUUGAAGUGCAGUGGCUGACCUCGCACGAAGAGGAGACGUUCGAGAUGCAGGCGUUCGGAUACGCCUGCAGCGCCUUCUUCCUUGUCGAGCUGAGCCUGCGCAUGGCAAAUCACGGGUGGCGUGACUUCUUCACGAACGAGGAGUGGAAGUGGAACGUGUUCGACGCCCUCUUGGUUGGCAUGUCCGUCCUCGACUUCUUGGUGCUGCAGCUGCUGUUCAGCGGGGGCCAAGACAACGCCUCGUCUAUCUCAACCAGCUUGAAGACGGUCAAGAUGCUCAGAAUAGUACGGAUGUGCCGCGUGUUCCGCUUCUUCAGCGAGCUCAGCCAGCUGGCCCUCAUGAUCAUUGAUUCCGUUAAGUCCCUUACGUGGGCGUUGCUCAUGCUGUGCAUCAUCAAUUUUACGUCGGCGAUCGUCUUCACGUUCUACGUCACGGAUUACAUCAAGGCUGAGAACAUGGUCGGUACCAAAAACGGGCCAGCCCUGUACUUCGGCACGCUGGACGUAUCUUGCUACACGCUGUUCCACGCGAUGCUGAACGGAAUCAGCUGGCACUUGAUCGCGGACGAGCUCUUCAAGGCCGACCUCCGCUUCCUGGCGCUGCUCUACAUACUGUACAUGUCCUUCACGAUGCUGGCCGUCUUGAACAUCAUCACUGGCGUUUUCGUUGACAACGCCGUGGAGACGGCGAAAACGCAGCGCGAGUUCCUUGUUCAGAAGGAGAUGGAGCUGAAGGAGAAGUGGCUGGCCGAGAUGCGCUCCCUCUUCGAGGAGAUGGACACCGACGGCUCCGGCACCGUCAAUCUGGACGAGGUGUCGUCGUUCUUCUCAGACCCGCGGGUGCAGUCGUACUUCCAGGCACUUGGCCUGGACGCCACCGACGCCCAGCGGCUGUUCACGCUGCUGGACGAGUACGACACGGGCGAGGUCGGCGUGACGGAGUUCCUGGACGGGUGCCUGAGGCUCAAGGGCGCCGCGCGCAGCAUCGACGUCUACGCCCUGAUGUGGGAGCACAAGAAGUUUACCCGCACGAUGGACCAGAAGUUCGAGGAGCUCGGUGACAUCAUGGCCACCAUCCCGCUGCAGAAGAGCCUCGAGGUCUGA